Messenger RNA from Clavispora lusitaniae ATCC 42720, 618 nucleotides. RefSeq names its product N-acetylglucosaminyldiphosphodolichol N-acetylglucosaminyltransferase catalytic subunit. Lineage: Eukaryota; Fungi; Ascomycota; Pichiomycetes; Serinales; Metschnikowiaceae. Gene Ontology annotation, biological process: dolichol-linked oligosaccharide biosynthetic process. Gene Ontology annotation, molecular function: hexosyltransferase activity. The record is from RefSeq and is a predicted model, not a curated record.
AUGUCCUCCAUUCUAGUCACCACAGGAGCAACUGUUACAUUCAAGCCUCUUGUGAGUUAUAUUGCUGACCUAGAUUUCUUACUAGAAGCUCAAAAGCUCGGGUACUCUACCAUAUACCUACAAUACGGAAAUGAAAUCUCUAAUAACACAAAUGUCAGUAAAAACUUUUUGAAUGAAGUCAUGCAAAAGUCACAGUUGAUUGAAAAGCUUGGUUUAGGAAUCGUUAACGAAACGAAUGAUAAGAGUGUUACGCACUUUUCAAAUGGAAGGCUCCUGCUCGUGGUAUUUGCAUUCUCGUCUCAUAUAAGCGACUACAUUUCCAAAGUAGACAUUGUUGUGUCCCAUGCUGGAACUGGAUCUAUUCUUGAUUCAUUGCGUCUUAAGAAACCGCUUUUGGUGGUAUCGAAUCUGGAGUUGAUGGACAACCACCAAGAAGAAGUCGCUGCGCAGUUUGAGAAGGAAGGAUUUCUUCAUCACAUAACUACUAAGCAGCUUCAAGAAGGUUACCUUUUAGAUUACUUGCGAAAGUUUUCUCGUGGAACAUUGCCAUUUUCUCUGCUUCCUGACCCCCCUACUGGUGUGGUGGAGUCUAUUUUGGCAGAGGAGUUAGCAAGAUAA